Molecule: messenger RNA, 3394 nt
Organism: Onychostoma macrolepis
Lineage: Eukaryota; Metazoa; Chordata; Actinopteri; Cypriniformes; Cyprinidae
Gene: kbtbd7
Product: kelch repeat and BTB (POZ) domain containing 7
Exons: 1
Coding region: 284-2143 (619 amino acids)
Molecular function (GO): protein binding
Source: RefSeq, a predicted model, not a curated record
CAACGUCGAUUGCUCAAGAUCAGAAACCGACCGAAAUGAAAUUAAACGGGACGGACAUCACCGCAGCCGAUCGUUUGUCCUGAAAACAAUUCCGUAGAGUGAAAAAGUACCGCGUUUCAUUCAUGAAACAUGUCUGCAUUGUCAGGCAACAAAGCAGCGGUGCCUGCAGCUCGCUGCUUGUUGUUUUCAUGACACUUUGAAACCUUACAUUAGAGCUGAGGGAGAUCUGAUGCCGCUAACUGACAGGAUUUAGUUGCGUUCAGACGGAGAAAACGGGCUGAGCAUGGCUUCGGUGAACUGCUUCGCUGGUCCUGAGGAGCUUGAGGACACAAAUCACGCUUUGAGUUUGAUGAGAGAGCUGAAAUUAUUCUACGACUCGCAGCUGUUAGUCGACGUGACUAUCGAAGUGGAGCUCGAUCCGGAUCAAAGUGUUUCCUCAGGCUGCUCAGGAAAAGUUUUCCAGUGCAACCGAAAUAUACUGGCGGCAGCGAGCCCUUAUUUCAAGAGCAUGUUUACAGGAGGACUGUAUGAGAGCACUCAGAGGAGCGUCACCAUUCAUGAUGUGGACGCCCAUUCAAUGGCUGUCAUAAUCGAUUACUGCUACACUGGCAAAGUGACAAUCACUGAAGGCAACGUGCAAAGGCUUUAUGCAGCUGCCAACAUGCUGCAGCUGGAGUACAUCCGGCAAGCGUGUGCUAACUUCAUGACAAGAAGGCUGGAUCUUUCUAACUGUGCAGGGAUUUUGAAGUUUGCCGACACUUUUGACAAUCUGGAGUUGAAGAGCAAGGCUCAGGCGUUCAUCGGGAAGAACUUCGUCCAGCUCAGUGCCAGCGUGCGAGAGCUUUGUGAGCUGGACCUGAAGCAGAUUAAAGAGAUCCUCACAUUGGAUUCUCUGGACGUGGACUGCGAACGCAAAGUGUGUUCGUUUGCAAUUCAGUGGAUUGAGAAUAAUCCGCAUGCGGACACUGAAGAUGCGCUGGAGGUCCUUAGAUGCGUGCGAUGGUCUUUAUUUUCAGAGAAAGACAGGGUUUAUCUAGAAAGCCUUAAAUCUAAGCCUUUUAUAAAGAAAUAUCUUUCGAAGGUCCUAGACGGUGCCGGCGAUGAGCCGAGCGCUAUGAUUUCAAUGAGCGUACAUGCUGCCAAACAAAGAAUCGGCAAGAGUGCAAAAGAAAUGGUGCUUUUCUUCGGCCGGCCAAAUGAGCCUUUCAUGUGCUAUGAUCCCUAUACGGACGACAUCUAUUCUAUGGCGUCCCCGGUCAUUAACCUCAUCAAUCAGAACUUCAAACGCUCUCCUAUGGAGACGUUUUUGGUCUGCACCACGCCAGAGAACAAUCUGUAUCUCGCCUCGCACCUGUCCAAGCACUUCUGGGUCUACAAUCCUCUGUUAAAUUGUUGGCAUGAGCUUGCGGAAAGACUUCUUGGAAGAGUGCACUCCUACAUGGGCUACCUCAGUGGGCAUCUGUACAUUGUGGGAGGCAGAGAUCCGGUAUCGGAUGCCAGGCUCAAGGAAGUAGAAUGCUACAGCAUUCAGAGGAACCAAUGGGGUUUUGUGGCCCCUUUGCCACAUUCUUUGGGAAAGAUGCAGGUUGUGACGAUAAACGAGCGGCUUUAUGUGGUGAACAAGAGAAGGAUGCUGAGCUACGAGCCGAAGAAAAACCUCUGGCUACAACGGGGCUCUCUGAAACGCAGUAAACUCCACAAAGCUUGUGUUUUUCAGGAGCAGAUUAUAUGUUUGUGCGAUAUCCCCGUAGUUAAAGCCUAUAACCCAGCUCGUGGAGAAUGGAGGCGGAUUGGAGACAUUCCCAUUGACAGCAGCGCUCUCAACUACCAAGUUGUACAACACAACAGCAAACUGCUUCUUCUAACUAUUGCAAUAGUCCAUCACAAUAAGAACAGGCUUGUUAUACAUGAAUACGAUCCCACUCGAGACUCAUGGAAAAAUGUGGCCACCAUGUUUGGAUCGUCCUUCGGAUGCAUAAGCCUCUCCACCCGGGUUUAUACCGCGUGCUUGGGGUCCGGUCAGAAUUUCAUCUCGGAAGAGGAUGAUGACAGCGGCUCCAGCGCUGACUGGGACUUCGAUGGAUUGACUGACGCAGACUCGGACUCUGGCAGCUCAAGCUCAUUUUCAGAUGAAAAUUGGUAGUCGAUGUCAAAUGUGGAACUGAGCAUAAUAGAGCCAAAUGUGACCCUGGAGCACAAAGUCAUAAGUAGCACAGGUUUAUUUGUAGCAAUAGCCAACAAUACAUUGUAUGGGUCAAAAUUAUCGAUUUUUAUUUUAUGCCAAAAAUCAUUAUGAUAUUAAGUAAAAAUCAUAUUUUGUAAAUUUCCUACCAUAAAUAUAUCAAAACUUAAUUUUUUUUAUUAGUAAUAUGCAUUGCUAAGAACUUCAUUUGGACUUUGAAGGCAAUUUUAUCAAUAUUUAUAUUUUUUUGCACCCUCAGAUUCCAGAUUUUCAAAUAGUUGUAUCUCGGCCAAAUAUCGUCCUUUCAUAACAAACCAUAAAUCAGUGAUGUAUAAAUUUCAUUUAAGAAAAAAAAAAGACCCUUAUGACUGGUUUUGUGGUCCAGGGUCACAAAUGUGAAUAUGCUGCAAAGUAUUUUGAGAUCUAGGUGUUGAAAGUAUUAGCCUGUUUCGAUGUGGCUCAUGCCACAGCAGCCAGGGUAGAACCUACUUGAAAUUUAUGCUGUUAUGAGUAUUAUUAAACAAAUGCUUACCUUUAUGAUAUAUGGCCAGUAAAUGAUACCUUGUCUCAGGAUUAUAAAUUGGUACAAAGAAUUGUUAGUAUUUUGACUCUGCCAGUCUUUGAAGAUCAUAAAUAAAGAACAGUAUUACGCUGGAAUGUUGAACAGGGUACAAUGGUGCUAACAGCCCCUCUUAAAGAAAAUGUGUUUAUGUCUGGUCUCAAAGUGUAUAAUGAUCAGAAAGAAAAAAAAUGUUAUUUAAUAUUGAUGGGGGAAUUGAAUUAAUUUGAAAAUCCAUGAUAAAUGAGGUUUCAAAUAUAAAGGCCUCAUUGGUUGAGGUGAUAUGGGGCAACAUUUUAAUACACUUUUGAUAUAGCAAGAUAACUUUUAGAUACAUUAUUAAAAUAAACGGAUGGAGCAUUUACUGUUUAUUCCAAACAUCUUGGGGCAUUUCAUGACCUCUCAAGUUUGCUAUAAAUAGUAGCCUACACCUUAUUAUUCUGCUAACAGUAAAUAUACGUCUUUGAGCAAUCAGCCCUGUUGUACCCUACCUCGUUUUACCAAUUUUCUGUGUUUGUUGCUUAUUUUCGUUGUUUAAAUGUUAUAGUUGUCUGUUAAAUUAUCACGUUUAUGUAAUCUUAUUUAAAGGGUUGGUACUGUUAAUAAAGUCCGUUUAUACUUUAUAUAAAUUAUUUUAUGCACUACAUUUUAUU